AACCUCCUACAGCUCUCUGCCCCCGGGGCAAUCUGAACACCACUAGCAUAUAACACCAGAAAUACAACAUGAAACCCAUCCUCGCCAUCCCAGCCAUCUCCCUCCUCGUCCACCGCGCCUGGUCCCGCAAGUCUCUCACACCCUUGGGCCUUAUCACCGCCGCGCUGACAGCUGUCGCCCACGCCGUCCAUCCCUGGUCUGCGCCGUUUUUCCUGCUCGUGGUGUUUUAUAUAGGAGGGACUAAGGCUACAAAGGUGAAGCAUGACAUCAAAGCCAGCAAAACACUCUCCGCGACCGGGAGCGGGGGCGGCGAUGGUCAACGGAAUCACAUACAGGUCCUGGCGAACUCGAUUGUCGCGACGGUUUUGAUUUUGUGGCAUACUUGGAUGCUUAAGAGUUCUGGGGAGGGGUUUGAUGGGUUUAGUUUUGGACGGGUGACGCCUUUGGCGGAUGUGGUGGUUGUUGGGAUUGUCGCCAACUACGCCGCCGUCGCAGCAGACACCUACUCCUCCGAACUAGGAAUUCUCUCCAAAUCUCCCCCGCGCCUGAUUACCUCCCUUUCCCUCCGCGUCGUACCACCGGGGACAAACGGCGGCGUAACAGCGAAGGGGCUGCAGGCUGGUGUUUUAGGGGCAUUUACGGUGGCUGUUACUUCUGCGGUGUUAUUGCCGUUUCGUUUGCCCGGCAGUGAUGAUGGACUUUAUCUGAAGGAGCGGCUGGUGUGGGUUCUGGCUGUGACCGGCUGGGGCGGGCUGGGGAGUGUUCUUGAUAGUGUUUUGGGAGGAUUAUUGCAGGCUAGUGUUGUUGAUAAGAGGACGGGCAAGGUUGUUGAGGGGACUGGUGGGAAGAAGGUACCCUUUCCUAUUCCCCAUUUAUCUCCCUUGAGCAAAGUUCUCGUCCAUCCCUCCUCAUCCCUACCAGGCGGCACCAGCGAAGCGUCCUCCGGUCUACAGGGUUCAUCCGAGGACCUACGUCUGCGCCAGACAGAAACCGUUAUCAACACCGCAGCACUGAGGGGCAGCCGGGCUACGCAGUCAUCGGUUGGAGUAUCGCCGGGUCGGGAGCACGAUAAGGAGCAUGAGAGUCGUCGCGUGGAGAACGGAAGGGAUUGGUUGGAUAACAAUGGGGUCAACGUGUUGAUGGCUGGGUUGAUGAGUUUGGGAGGGAUGGGGGUUGCUAGGUUGGUGUGGAUGUAGG
Molecule: messenger RNA, 1197 nt
Organism: Aspergillus glaucus CBS 516.65
Lineage: Eukaryota; Fungi; Ascomycota; Eurotiomycetes; Eurotiales; Aspergillaceae
Product: DUF92 domain-containing protein
Exons: 4
Coding region: 69-1196 (375 amino acids)
Cellular component (GO): membrane
Source: RefSeq, a predicted model, not a curated record